GGCCGCCGGCGUGCCAGCAGCCGGGAUGGCGACUCUCAAGGCGCGCCUCCUUCUGGUCGUCGCAUACGUGGCCAGCGUGGCCGCGGUGGUGAGCGUGGAGCGCUAUUGGCACGACUCGGGCUACCGGUUUUCCGACCUACUGCGCCGUAACGACUACGUUGCCGCACUGCUUUUGGUCUUUGCUCUCAUCGGGAUCAUCCUCAGUGCGUUGAUUGUCGCCGCUGGAUUGGUAAACCUCGCCACCAGAGCACUCGCCAACCACGGCUGCGACGGCUCUUGCCAGCACCAGCGGCGGCAACAUAACGGCAACCCCAACAACAUCGACGUCGCUGUUCAACCGACAGAUACAACCGUUGCCGCGGGCGGACCAGCUUUGGUUGCUCCGCAUUACAACGUGUCCUUGAUGCACCUCGGCCAGCCCCGGCAGCCAGCGCCAAGUUGCCCGCCCCAAGAUAAUUACCCGGCGAUCAACCAGGGAGGUCCUUCGAUCAAAGUGGAGCCAAAGUACUACGCACGGAACUGACGGCAUCGUUCGCUUCACCGCGCAUGUCAUAAAAAGGUCUCGUGUCUUUGUC
This is a messenger RNA of Dermacentor andersoni, 575 nucleotides long. RefSeq lists its product as uncharacterized. NCBI's taxonomy places the organism in Eukaryota, Metazoa, Arthropoda, Arachnida, Ixodida, Ixodidae. The record is from RefSeq and is a predicted model, not a curated record.